Messenger RNA from Mizuhopecten yessoensis (Yesso scallop), 4983 nucleotides. RefSeq lists its product as uncharacterized. The record is from RefSeq and is a predicted model, not a curated record. Lineage: Eukaryota; Metazoa; Mollusca; Bivalvia; Pectinida; Pectinidae. The transcript has 3 exons. Bases 188 to 1450 code for a protein of 420 amino acids.
AUCUAGGCCAGUUAGAGGCACGGUAUUGACUGUGAGUGGGACAUGGUUUCAUUUUAACCAAGUGUCCACGUUCGUCAAUGGUCAGGUGGUUUACAAAAUACAGCCAGACGAUUUCUGUGGUGGAGAAAGUAUUUCUUUUUCAACAUUUAUUUACUAUAGAGUCCCAUCUCAUCUUGUGACUGUGUGAAUGGAGAGACCGCUAGACCUGAGUCAACGUGAGGACGAGGCUGAACGGCAGGAGGAUAAAAUGGAGGAUUUCCCGAGCCGUGACGAACCCAUCUGUCAGGUGGAGAAUUGCAACUGUCCUCUUAAACACAUAAUACAACUUGACAGCCAGAAUCGGUCCUCCUCAAAGGCUAGCAAAGACAGUGACCAUCACCAACAAGAACAACAUCAACAACAACAGCUGCCGGACCACGUACAAUAUCCGUUCUACAACCACUUCAUCUCCUCCAGUCACUACAACCAGCGCACAAAUACCUCACCGGAAUUUUUCAAUCUAAAACGUCGGCGCGUGAACAUGUACAAUGAAGAAACUGGACAAUGUUCAGUUGGUAGUGGCGCCGCCACAGCAAGUGCACCGGAAAACAGCUUAACUUCCUGUAACGGAACCAGAUACGACCAAUCAACUAGUCCGUUUUACCGCACUUAUACUCAACAACUCGUGGACUGUGAACCUCAAAAUAGCAUGGGCAACAGUAAAACUGGUUACAAUGACAAUAAAGCUGUGUUAGACACAAGGGUGCCGUCUAUAGGUGGCGCUACUAAUAGACCAAAUGGCGCGCAACACUUAGAUGUGGGACCAUGUCAGCGUGCACGAAGUAAAAGCGCUACUCUUCUACCGGUGUUGCCAAAGAAGAGGGGUAUAAAACGGUACUCACCUGACCCCAAACGGGAACAGGGCGCAACCUCUCUGCAACACGCUCAUGAAAGCAACCGAAAAUACUUGAUGCGGCAGACGUCUCCACCAAUGAAGCCAAAAACUGAUUCUCUUUUGCUUCCGGUGGCGACUAGGUCGUCGCCCUCUCCUACGGCAGCGAUCUCAUGCCCUCCCUCUGCCAUAGAACCCAAGAUGAAGCCCCCGAAGUACGACGCAAAGUCCAUCAAGGCGGACAUGAUACGUGAGAUUGAUAGUCAGAAAGACGACGAUGAAGAUGUGCAGACAUUCAGGAAAAAGCUCUUCGAAUCUUUUAUGAAAACGAAAGAACAAGUAAAAGCGGAAGACGAAAACAAGGCGCCACCUGUUGUAGAAAAAAAGGAGGAGGAAGUAACUCAUGUCAAUCCAAUGACAUCACUUGAUUAUUUAAUAUCAAAAACAUUGAUGGAGAGUGAGGAUAAGCCAUUUAAGGCGCGAAACAAUCAUAUCCACGAAAUCAUUCGCGGCGAGAAGAGGGGUCGACUGUGUCUGAUGGAUCUGGUGGAGCUUCAGGUCGAAAUGGGACUAGCAUAAUAUCGUUAGGUAUACAUGUGUAUGGGGAUAAUUGUGAAGACUGCGACUGUCAGAUUGUUAUUUAUUGUAGGACAGCGUGCACUAGAUGGUGCACGUGUUUACUAGUAUAUUUGUGUAAAUGCAUGUGGUAUGUUUCCAUUGUCACUCUAAGUGAUUAGAUCACGUCAUACAUGUAUACCGUCAUAAUCACUCGAACAUCUUCAUUUCUGCCGAAAACAGGACCGAGUCAUAACUGUUCUCAGUGUAUCAAAUGUCAACAUUAAAGUUAAGUGAGAACUUUGGAAUGGAAGAAAUAUUGGUAUAGGUGGAUAUAUGUAAUAAUAUAAUUAAAAUUCACUUUGCAAGACGCGUAAAUAUUAUUGAAUACCUGAUGUUGAUUUUAAAUGCUCGUUUGAAUAUAUUUGCCCCGGAAUGAAAAAAAAGGAAUACAACUCACAUGUUAGGAUAAUUCCUCUAAACUUAUUUCCGUCAAGAAUUUUAAUCUAGGACAUUUCCCAUGAUGGUAAACAUGUGUGUUGUACAAUUGUACUGAUAAGCUAUUUACCACGAUAUCGUUAAUCUCUCUAUGCAUAAGCUAUUUUACCACUAUAUCGUUAAUCUCUAUAUACACAUCUCUUAUGAAAUUCAAUUCAGACGGAGUUAAGGCAUUGGAAAUGCAAUGAUAUUGUUUCCUAUAUCGUAGCCUUUGCAUCAUUUGUUGACAUUUUAAAAUCGUAUCUAUAAGAAUAACAGGAUGUGAAUGUUUAAAAAUAUAUCAGAUAUCAGGAGUUACCCACCGUUGAUUACAAGAAGCCCGAUUGUGUAUGUGGAUGUCAUUCGUUACUCAGUUUUCAUUACCUCCUGUGGUAGAAGUGGGUAUAGUGAUAAUUCAGAUAGUUUACAAUAACUUAAUGUGUGGGCUUUGACACACCCUACGCAACGUAACCGCGCGUCUGUUACUCUGCUAUUGUACAAUGUCUAUCCAGAGUUAUCGUCCCUGUUCCAUACACCCCACGGGAACAUACCAACGGACUUGGCAAAGUAGGUUUUAUCCUUCCAAUACACAAUUUAUGGUGACUGUUUUCAUUUUUAUUCGCUAUACAUUGUAAUAAUUAUAUUUCUCCAUAGUGCAUUUGAUCGCAAGUUAAGAGUGUUUUUAUUCCAUUUUAUUAUUGUUUAUAUGUCAAUAAAUCACAUUGAAUUAGAUCACAGAGAACAAUAUUUAUUUAAUGUAUAGUUAAUGUAUAAAAAAUGAAUUAUGAACCAAAAGGUUAUAGAACAGGUGUCCGAAGGAUAACGUACUUUGCCGAUAUUCUUGGCUUUAAGUGGAGGUAUGGAACAGAAGUAGGUAGAUGAUGUCUAACAUGUAAAUGUUGUUGGCUGUAUCCGUAUAGAGCAUCGUGUUUGUCAAUUCAAGUUUACAAAUUAGCUCUAAUGACCAGGCCGAUAAAUCUCCAUCUGAUAUCUAUUCCCUGCUGGUCACGACCUCUAGUGUAAGACUACAUGCUAUGUGUAUUGAAUCUUUCAGUUUAUAGUGUUUGAAUUUGUAAUUAGAGACGUAUUAUUAACGCAUAUUGUGUCAUAAUAAAGCUACCGGUCGGGUAAGCGACACAAUAAUAUCCAUUUGUAGUACCUCAAUAACCAUGAGUUGGUUGGCCUAAUGUCAAUACGUUUAUAGAUAAAGUGUAAGUAUUGCUAUAUUUACACUGUGGGGAUACUGUCCUUCUGGUCAAGGCCGAUAUACCUCUCAAACACUCCGAACACAUUUCACAUAGAGGUUUGCCCGAGAGAGAUAAAUAAUUCAAGCAUACGUUUUCUGGUUACUUUUGAUUGAGGUUCCUGAGAUCGGUAACUUAUGACAAAUCAAAAAUAUUAAAAUAUCUACGGUUUAGGAGCUAACCGGAAGCGCUCUUCACAAUUUAAUUCUGUCGUUAUAUCAUUUGUCCUAGUCAAGGUUUAGAAUUACAUUUCUCUGUGGAGGAGGUGAGCUGUGAUACACGUCGAAUUGUUGACAAACCGGUGACAGACUUACAACAGUGAGCACACAUGAAACAGAAUGAUAUACUUUGUGAUUUCAUGUAAAGGGGAUAGUCUUAUUCGCUGUAACCAAAGUUUUUUGAAAUGUAUAAACUGGAGCAAGGACCGAUUAGUGUGUUUUGUCGGGCUGUUAAUCAAAGACGAAUGCCAAAGUUAUCUGUAAACACGAAAGGCUGUCUUCACCUGGGGUGUACGUUUCUUGUAAGCUAAUUUAGGUACGCUAUGUUGGUUGUAUUUCUUACUAGACAGGUGUCGUUCGUAGUCCUUUAACCGAUACAAAUUCGCUGUUUAAAUGAGUGUCAUUCCGAUUGAGUUGUCUGCUUGGUGUAAUACUAUUGUUGGAAACAGUCUAAAGGUGCAAGCGACCUGAUUAAAUUUUAUUUUUCCUCGACAGUUUGGGAUUAAAAUCAGAAAGAUAAAUGAGAGAAAAAAAUCUUAACCUGGUAGUUCCAAGAUCCAUGUAAAAUUAACUGACAAAGCCAGGCACUGGCCGCGUGACUACAGCCUAACGUUCUAAUCGCAUUCAAAUGUUUUAUUAUUUAAAAAAAUGAUUUAUUUCAUUAUUGUAUCAAUACUUGUUCACUGAGUGUAAUGUACAAACAUGUGCUUUUUAAUGGUGAGAUCGCUCCAUCUUGAACACUUGUAUGUUCCGUGUGAUUGUUCAAUCAUGAAUAGUUGUGAGUGUUAAUGUUGAAAUCGUUCAAGCAUGUUGUGAGUGUUAAUGGUGAAAUUGUUCAAGCAUCAUAAACACUGUAUGUUGAGUGAUAUUGUUUAAUCACGAACACUUGUGAUUUUUAAUGGUGAAAUUGUUCGGUGAUAUUGUUCAAGCAUGAGCACUUGUAUGACCAUGUGAUUGUUAAUGGUGAGACUGUUCAAGGAUCGUGAACACUUGUAUGAACGUUUGUGUUAACUAUGAUACUAUUCAAUCUUCACUCGGUUUCACUGUUGUAUGUUGAUAUGCAGUCAUGGGACGUCUCCAUAUAUAAUCAACUAAAUGUUGUUGUUUAGGGUGAAAUGAACUGUAAACAGCCUAGCUGUGAGUAGGUGAUAGUAUAUUUCAUAAACUAUACGUACGCUAUCACGUGAGGCGUCACAUGACGUGUCACAUGGAUCGUGUGAUUAGUAGUGUAUCCUACGUCCCCUAUUUUGACGUUGUGUGGACAUUUUUCAACUGUUUCUACCUGUGUCUCGAUAUCUCACUUUUUUCCGUGAAAUCUUUAUUUUGCAUCUCCUUUUAGAAAAUAGACGACUUAAUGAUAAUUACACAGUGUCUGUACUCACUUUUGUGUACAGUGCACUGUGGUACAAUAAAUCCCAGGGCUCCUUGUGUUGAGAGAAGCACAAUGGACCCCGAGAGUGAUUGUAGCAGAAUUUAGUCAAAGCUUUUUGUAGCGAGUAAGCGUGUAUUGGGCCGAUAUCCUAAUUGUGACGAGGCCCACCUAUAUCUAUGAUAGUUAAAAUAUAUAAUUAUAUAUCUUUAUCAAAUUGCACAAAAUAAAUAAAAAUAUCAGACAGUA